Molecule: messenger RNA, 1917 nt
Organism: Plutella xylostella (diamondback moth)
Lineage: Eukaryota; Metazoa; Arthropoda; Insecta; Lepidoptera; Plutellidae
Source: RefSeq, a predicted model, not a curated record
CCGAUCCGAUCAUCAUUCCAGUUCUGUCACUUGUGAAGUGUGCACGCGAAAUUUUCAAGAAAAGUGAUUUUCUGAUUCAAUAUGCCGAAAAAACUAAAAGUUGUUGUGAAAUCGUUGUUUGGUCACGAAAUCCGGAAGGAUGUUAGCUUGGACAGUUUAAAGUCUUUGAAACUGGAGGAUGCCUGGCCUUUUAUCAGGGAGGAGAUCGAAAUUGAGAUUGGAAGCAGCCAGCUCGUUUGUAUUCCACACAUAACGGAAGCAGAUUUGUACAAAGUUACGUCGCUGUUCGUCCCAAAUGAGAAGGAAACGAAUGGCAAAAUGUUUACGCCACUCGGCGAGCUCCGAAACAACAUCAACACUGAGAAGUCCAAUCCCGAAUACGUGAAACUAUUGACCGAAGGCGACCUACAAGAACCUGACUUCAAAUUUCCUCAUGAUAGUGUGAAGAUAACUCUACAAGAUGAGGCAAUAAAGAACAAAGUCAGAGUCAUCAUGGUGAAUUUCUCAAAGUCAUCCAUACCAAAGGGCAAAGAUCUAGUUAACAAUGUUUACUUAGAUGUCAAAAAUAAUAAGGCUCUCCAAGGCAAGAAGUCAGUGUACAUGAUCACAAAUGUGCUCUAUGCCAAGACAAUAGAGUUCAGAGUGACUCGCGGCACCUCCUCAAGAAUCUUCCAUCUUGGCAAUGGAUCUCCACUGGUGUUUGGGCUUGAAGAGUUCCUUAUUGGGGAAGACGGCAAAUUGACUGCAAAGAAUCCAGUGACGAUUAAGUCCAAGUCCCUUCACUGGCAGAAAGUAGAUCCAUUGGACCAGUUGUACCAGCCUGAGCGAGCCACCGCAAACGCCUAAUCUUCAGAAGAAACAAAAAGGAUAGUUACUCCGCUUGAAACCACAUUGUUCGGGCAAAUAUUUCUUGAAUGGUAGAUACAUGUGGUACCCGAAGGUAUGGGCGUUUAUACAUAGAAAAUCUCUAUGGUAUUGAUAUGAUAACUGCAAAGCAUCACUUACUGACUAUAAAUUUAUCAAUUUCUGCAUUGACAUAUUUUACAUUUGUAAUAUUCGUCUGUUUACUUUUUAUCAAAAUGAUAUGUGUUAAUUUGUAAUUUAACCUUAAGAUAUUUUAUAAUAUGAAAAAAAAACAUCACUUGAAGGGUUUUUUGGAGUCUUUUUAUAGUUAAAUAGAAAUACCUAGUUUUUUGCAGUUUUAGUUUAAAAAUGGCACAGCCAUGACUAUUUGUACGGGAGGUUUCUGUAGUUAAUUAAUGACGAUUCUGUGUAGGUAGGGAAUGUAUAAUCAUGCUGCUAUAUAAUUUCUGGAAAAUAUUAUUAAGUUCUUAGGCAGCCUUUUUCUCCCCAUUAUCUAUUGUAUAUGAAUAUACAUUUAUGUAUUGUAAAUAUUGUAACAGAAGCUUAUUAUGUCUGUAGCUAUAGAUAUUUCGGAAAAACUAACAACUAUUCUGUGUUAAGUGUUUCCGUAAAUUGGUGUACCUAUGUAUGUUUUUUACAUUCCACUUUCGCUUGAGUGACUUAAUAUUCAAUGAACUUCAUAAUAGUGUUAGUUCAGUUACUGUGGCUGACCCAUAGCAUUAGAAUAAACGUGUUUAACAUCAAUUUCCUGUGAUUAAAAUAGGAUUUUCAUUCCAUCAGUAUUCUAUAUGUGUAGGUAUUUAUUUUCAUUUACAUAAUAGGAACCAAAAACUGUACUUACAAAAUAUCAUACCAAAACCUACUUUAUUUGUGAAUCAUGUUAUCAUGAGUGUUAAGUGUGUGAUUUAAAUGUUGUCACUGACAUUAUGUGAUUUUAAUUAAGUAUUAUUUUAUCAAUUAUGUUUGACCCAUCAUCCGAAUGUACUGUGAUUACAUCGCAAUCAGUUUUACACUUUAAAUUAUUGUGAAAUAAACACUACUUGUGUAGAGAAA